AUGAUAAGCGCGCUCGAUGAACAGUUAGAUGAACUAAGGUUAUUAGCUGAUAUUCUUGAUACGCUUUCAAAUACAGAACAAGGGUUACGCCCUGAUCAAUUGGCGCCUUUGACUCUUAGAAUACGCCGAGCAGUGGAUGUGAUAGCGACAUCAUCUGUUGAGAAGAAGACAUGUGUACAGAAAAGCUUUAGUGAAAGGGAGCGUCCUCGUCGGGCGGAUGGCUUACCCGAACUAACUCAACAAGUGAAAUACUCGCUAGGAACAUCUCCUUUAGUUUUGACACGGAAGCCAGUAGUUAAGAAGCCUUCUAGCAUCAGCGCAUUUCCAGUUCCAAGAGAAAAAAUUCCUCAGGGGCAGCUUGCGGUCUCAAAAGAGGUUUCGCGUUGUUUGGCGUGCACCUUGUAUAAUAUAUUAGAGGGUUCAACAAGAUUAUUGAAGGCCUCUUUUGCCCAUGUUUUUGUUCGUAAAGACGAUGAGAUGGUAUCUAUUGCUAACUGCGCUGCCCGUCUUUCCUUUCCCCCCCAGUUGGUUCGUCAUAAGUGCCUGGGCUCCUUGGAUGCAGACGUUUUAGCGAGUGGAAUUGCCUUGAAUCAACACAUUGCAGAUGGUUCUAAAAUUACUUCAAGUCUUCUUAUAUUUCCUGUUUUUGCCUCGGACCCGCCUUCGCAGAGGGCUUUAGCUGUGGUGCACGUGGAGAAUAAACUUCAGGGAAGCGUUGCGUUUAAUAAUGAAGAUGAAGCCAUUCUCUUGACUACAGCGCAGUUGAUUGGCGGAUUGAUGUCUCGCUUCCCUCAAAUGGAUUGGAUCAAACGUUUUUAUGAUCCUGUUACGCAACAUAUCUUAGCUCCGUUUGUACCACGGAAAAAAAUUAUAUUGCCGCGAGAAAGGGCUUAUAGUAAUCAGCACUCCUUUAUUACUGAAACAUCCGUAUAUGCUGAUUAUUCUUCAGAUGCGAUGUAUUUUAAAAAAAUUGAGGAAUGCGAAGUUCCACGCUUGAUACGACGGGAUGCUCUUCCUCGUCUGGCUACUCAAAAGCCCUUGGCUCAGGGUCUUUCGGCAGCUCCAUCAUUGCGCGAGGUUGCCGCAUAUGUGGAGAAUAUGCAUAGCUGUUGGAGCCGCACUGUGUCCAGCAAUGUUAAAUUUUCCGAGGAAGAGCGUUCAAAUCAGGUUGAACUGAAGGCAUUACGUCGCGAAUUGGCCCGCAUUAAAGCACUUUAUGCUGAAGCGGAGGAACAAUUACGCCUUUAUCGACUUGAAGGCCAAGACUAUGAGGAAGAGUUUCGUGGUAUCAGGGGUGAACUCGAUGCUUAUUUACGGAGGCGCGACAAGCUGGAUGUUACUUAG
Trypanosoma conorhini is the source of this 1344-nucleotide messenger RNA. RefSeq lists its product as uncharacterized. The record is from RefSeq and is a predicted model, not a curated record. Bases 1 to 1344 code for a protein of 447 amino acids. NCBI's taxonomy places the organism in Eukaryota, Euglenozoa, Kinetoplastea, Trypanosomatida, Trypanosomatidae. The transcript has a single exon.